AUGGGCAGAUUAAACCUGAAACAAGCAGUUAUGGGCAAGACCAAAGACAACUGGGCACCCAGACUUAACGAUCAGAAAAAGUCUGCUAUUUGGGUCAGGGUUUCUCCAGUGAAUCCUGGGACAAGCCCCCAAAUAAAAGUGGCCCUUGAGGCUAUUGCUGUUCUCCAUAGUAGCUACUUUGGGUUCUUCCAAACCCCUCGCUAUUAUACGAAGGAAUUUAAUGCACAUGUUUCACUUGAUGCUGCCAAUGAGAAACAGUGCGGUUUUCCUACCGUGGAAAAUGGAAGGAUUGCCCAAUAUUAUUAUACAUUUGAAAGAUUUUACUUCCCCAUGAGCUUAGACAAAAAAAUACCGUUCUUCUGUUUGGCUGGCUAUGCAACUGAAAGUGGGAAGCAGGAAGAGCAAAUCAGGUGUACAGCAGAAGGCUGGUCUCCAAACCCAAGGUGCUACAAAAAAUGUCUGAAGCCUGUCCUAAGGAAUGGCUAUGUCUCAGAUGACAAAGUACUCUACAAAAUUCAAGAGACUAUGCAUUACGGUUGCACCUCUGGAUAUAAAACCACUGGUGGGAAGGAUGAAGAGGUGGUCAAGUGUCUUCCGGAAGGGUGGUCUGCUCAGCCGUCCUGCAGGCAAGAACAAGAGACCUGUUUGGCCCCUGAGUUGGAUCAUGGAAAUUAUUCCACGGUGCAGAGAACGUUCAAAGUGACAGACAGAGUGCAGUAUGCAUGUGCUGCAGGCUACUACACGGCUACAGGAAAGCAGGCUGAGGAAGCUGAGUGCCAGGCUCACGGCUGGUCCGUCACACCACAGUGCAACAAAUUAACAUGCUCUUCUUUGAGAUUAAUAGAAAAUGGCUAUUUUCAUCCUGUAAAGCAAACCUAUGAAGAAGGAGAUGUAGUUCAAUUUUUCUGUCAUAAAAAUUAUUAUCUAAGUGGAUCUGAUUUAAUUCAGUGCUAUAACUUUGGCUGGUAUCCAGAAUCUCCCAUAUGUGAAGGAAGAAGAAAUCGAUGUCCUCCUCCACCUGUGCCUCUAAAUUCUAAAAUUCAACCACAUUCAACAACUUACCGUCAUGGAGAAAGAGUGCAUAUAGAAUGUGAGCUUAAUUUUGUGAUUCAGGGUCCAGAAGAACUACUCUGUGAAGAUGGGAAGUGGACCGAACCUCCAAAAUGCAUUGAAGAAAAGGAGAAGGUAGCCUGUGAGCACCCACCCUCUGUUGAGAAUGGUGUUGCACACCCACACUCUGAGAUUUACUACAGUGGAGAUAAAGUGACAUACAGGUGUGGAGGGGGCUACGGUCUCCGAGGAUCAAGUACGAUAACUUGUAAUCGUGGCCGAUGGACACUGCCCCCUGAGUGUGUUGAAAAUAUUGAGAAUUGUAAGCCUCCUCCUGACAUAGCAAAUGGUGUGGUUGUUGGUGGGUCACUGGCAAGUUACACAACAGGAUCUUCAGUGGAGUACAGAUGCAAUGAGUAUUACUUAUUGAACGGAUCGAAAACAUCUCUCUGUGAACAAGGAACGUGGUCAUCUCCACCUGUUUGCUUGGAGCCAUGCACUAUUGAUGUGGAUCACAUGGACAGGAAUAACAUACAGAUGGAGUGGAAAUAUGAGGGCAAGAUUUUACAUGGAGACCUAAUAGAUUUUGUGUGUAAGCAGGGAUAUGACUUGUCACCGUCAACCCCACUGUCUGAGAUAUCUGUGCAGUGCAAUAGAGGAGAUGUGAGAUACCCCGUCUGCAUUAGAAGAGAAUCUAAAGGGAUGUGUGCAUCUCCUCCAGUGAUAAGAAAUGGAGAUUUUGUUAGUUCAGUAGCCAGCAUCUAUGAAAAUGGCUCCUCAGUAGAAUACCAGUGUUUUGAUAAUCAUUUCCUACAAGGGUCUCGGGAUGUCUAUUGUGUAGAUGGAGUAUGGACUACACCACCAUCCUGUCUAGAGCCUUGCACAUUAUCAUUUGUUGAAAUGGAUGCAAAUUAUUUACAACUGAAAUGGAAUUUUGACAACAGACCGCUCAUUCUCCAUGGCGAGUAUAUCGAAUUUUUGUGUAAGAGGGAUGCAUAUAUAACUGAAACAUCUAUUGCUGGGUCUGAACUUCGAGUGCAGUGUGACAGGGGAAGGCUGAAAUAUCCUAAGUGUACUCCAAGAGACGGGAGUCUGUCCUUUCAGGAAGCAUUAAGGACCUGAAGACAAAUUAGAAGAAAGAUAAAGAAUAUUCUAACAUAUGAAUCCUAAAAUGAAUAAAUCAUUUUAGGAAGACUGUGCUAUGUUCAGUGUUCUAUGGUUUUAUUUUUCAUAAAAAUGUGCUCAAUACUUUUCUUAUUUUUAAA
This is a messenger RNA of Apodemus sylvaticus (European woodmouse), 2315 nucleotides long. It is a transcript of the gene F13b, whose product is annotated as coagulation factor XIII B chain. The transcript is spliced from 14 exons. Bases 1 to 2172 code for a protein of 723 amino acids. The record is from RefSeq and is a predicted model, not a curated record. Lineage: Eukaryota; Metazoa; Chordata; Mammalia; Rodentia; Muridae.